CGGCUCGCCUCGAUUUUCUCCUGCGAACGCGUGGACCACGCGAAGUCAAGAAACCGGCGCCGGGCGGGGAGCGGGGGGCGACGGGCUAUUUCUGCCGACUUUUGCCGCCAGCGCCCCCAGCCCCUAUCACCACGCCGUGAUGAGGCUCUUCCACGGCGUUGAGCUCCAACUUUUCUGAGUCCCCCCCCCGGAGCGGGAAUAGCGUAGCAAAAUCAGCCGUUGGGGUGAGCAGUAGUGGGGUGUGGACGUUUUCCCUGUUGAAGGAAACCUUCUCGUAACGUCCCAAGAUUCUCUGCUGCUGGCUCUGCUUCCAAGCGGCUUGUCCUUCUCUAUGAAUUUUACGUAGAUGUUAAAAAGAACCAGGUCUUUUUACUGUAAAUCCAGGUCAUGCGGGAUCGACGACGAGAUGCUUCCUUGUUUUUAUGAAGUGUGUUUUCAGAAAACAUUGGCUCUGAAAGAGUCCAGAAAGAAGUAAAUCAAGUUGGUGCAUAGUGAGUCAUUGGCUCAGCUUGAAAGUGCUUUCAUGACUUGACACUGGGCCCACAGUCACCCUACAUUCCCUGCAGCCAAGCAAUCUGCAGCUGAGCGAUGGGCCAAAAAAUCUCAGGGAGCAUAAAGUCUGUGGAUGUUCGGGAUCCCCCUUAUAGACCAGUUAAACGAGAACUGAGGGGACCAGAUUUCUGCAAGCCUGCACGAUUGGAUAUGUUGCUGGAUAUGCCCCCAGCCCACUUGGAGGUCCAGUACAAACAUGCUUGGAACAAUGAAGAUCGAUCCUUAAAUAUAUUUGUGAAGGAAGAUGACAGAUUAACCUUUCAUAGACACCCGGUUGCCCAAAGCACAGAUUGCAUCAGAGGAAAAGUUGGCUAUACAAGGGGACUGCAUGUUUGGCAGAUUCACUGGCCCACCAGGCAACGAGGAACACAUGCUGUAGUUGGGGUCUCAACAGCAGAAGCUCCUUUGCAUUCUGUAGGAUAUACAUCAUUGGUUGGUAGCAAUAGUGAAUCAUGGGGCUGGGACCUUGGACGGAACAAACUUUAUCACAACUGCAAAAACCAGCCUGGAGUGACCUAUCCUGUGUUUUUGGAACCAGAUGAGUCUUUUGUACUUCCAGAUUCCUUAUUGGUGGUUUUGGAUAUGGAUGAAGGAACCCUUAGCUUCAUCGUGGAUGGACAAUACCUUGGAGUGGCCUUCAGGGGCUUAAAAGGGAAAAAACUGUAUCCUAUAGUCAGUGCGGUGUGGGGGCACUGUGAAAUAACAAUGAGAUAUAUCAACGGGCUUGAUCCUGAACCUCUACCUUUAAUGGAUCUGUGUCGAAGAUCAAUUCGCUUUGCUCUGGGAAGAGAACGCCUGCAUGAUAUAGAAACUCUACCUUUGCCUCAGUCCCUGAAAAAUUAUUUACAAUAUCAGUAAUAUGAUUCUAGAUCUCUAAAUGGUAGAAAUUGUUUACAUCAGAAUAUAAAUCUUCAUGGUGGAUAUUUUGAGUGUUAUUUAAUUUUUUUUUACAUUUUUAAAAAUCAACCAUGGCAGAAGAUUAUGGAGACUACUAAAAAAUGUGAAAAAAAUGAAUUGAUUUAGUUCUUUCUGUAGAAUAAUUGUUGCCUAUACUGUUACGCAGCCUCGUUAUACAAAAUCCAAAGCUUGUUUUCACAAGUAAGAGCCAAAUGUGAAAUGUGUGUUAGGCUAGACCUGAUGUUGGAUGUGUACCAGAUGUGCAAGAGAUGCGAAUAUAACUCCUCAAAGCAGUGUUCAUGCAAGAAUAUUCUUUUGUAUAGGUCACAGUAUCAACAUGUAAAAGAAAUAAUCACUGUUGGUGUUUCUCAAAACUCUGGAAGAUAAUAUGCCAAAUAAUUAGAGUUCUUAUAAUAUCAA
This is a messenger RNA of Python bivittatus (Burmese python), 1869 nucleotides long. RefSeq names its product splA/ryanodine receptor domain and SOCS box containing 4 (gene SPSB4). Gene Ontology annotation, biological process: intracellular signal transduction; proteasome-mediated ubiquitin-dependent protein catabolic process. Gene Ontology annotation, molecular function: protein binding. Gene Ontology annotation, cellular component: SCF ubiquitin ligase complex. Lineage: Eukaryota; Metazoa; Chordata; Lepidosauria; Squamata; Pythonidae. The record is from RefSeq and is a predicted model, not a curated record.